This is a messenger RNA of Lates calcarifer (barramundi perch), 1659 nucleotides long. RefSeq names its product cytochrome c oxidase assembly protein COX18, mitochondrial. Gene Ontology annotation, cellular component: mitochondrial inner membrane. Gene Ontology annotation, biological process: mitochondrial respiratory chain complex IV assembly; protein insertion into mitochondrial inner membrane from matrix. Gene Ontology annotation, molecular function: membrane insertase activity. The record is from RefSeq and is a predicted model, not a curated record. Lineage: Eukaryota; Metazoa; Chordata; Actinopteri; Centropomidae. The coding region runs from base 518 to 1570 and encodes 350 amino acids. The transcript has 7 exons.
AAUUUCCAGUCUGUUAAUUUAUCUGCUUUUUAAUCUGCAACAUGAGCCGUGUUUAUAGUUUUAUAUUUUUUUUUAAGUCUCAUUUUUAAUUACCUCAAUGUGACGUCAUUAUUGCCCGCCACGCGGGGUAAACAGUGUGACGUCAUAUGUAUGGGACGCUGUUCUGCCGGUGGAGGAAUGAAGGUGAAAGAAUAAAAUUUAAAAAUCUACUGUUUUACCGAUUUAUUCUCCUCCGGCUAAAACCGACAAGUCACCUGACGGCUGACGUCACACAGGUGUGUUCAUGUUUCAUUGUUUUGUUGAAAAACGACACGAAGUUUCAGCGGAAACGGUCGAACCCAUCGACACGAGCCACGGAACCUCAGAGUGAUCCUGGUCCAGAUGUGACGCGGAUACAUCACGUGAUCAAAUGUUAACGUGGAUAUGAAUCAGUGCAGUGUCCAGGUGUAAACAUACCUGUGUCCAGGUGAAGCUAAGGAGCUGAGAACUCAGACCUUAGGGGAGUGGGGGUGACACCAUGUUGAGCUUGGGGGGGUCGCUGAGGUCCGGACUCCUGCAGUUCCGUCUCCUGCAGCUUCCUGUCCGAGGACUCUGUUCAGCCGUGAUCCACACGAAGUCACCUGCACCUGUAGGAUUCCCGUCAGUCUGUGGUCUCAGGACACCUGUCAGGACUGUGUCAGGUGUCGGCAGUGGAGCUGCAGGUGCUGCAGGUGAUACAGGUGCUGAGGGUGCCGCAGGUGCAGGUGUAUCAGACUGGUAUGGGGGCCUGGCGGACUCGGCUCCAGUCCACAUCUGUGAACACUUCCUGGUGAGCGUGCAGCAGGUCAGCGGGUUGCCGUGGUGGCUGAGUAUCGUCGUGGCGACGCUGUCGGUCAGGACACUCAUCACGCUGCCGCUCGCCGCCUAUCAGCUGAUCAUCGUCUCCAAGGUGGAGGCUCUGCAGGUGGAGAUCUCUGAGCUGGCGAAGAGGCUUCGAUACGAAGUUUCAAUCCGAGCAAGAGAGAGAGGCUGGACGGACAAACAGAGCCGGUUCCAGUUCCAGAAGAACCUGCGUCGUCUCAUUUCUCAGCUCUACAUCAGAGACAACUGUCACCCCUUCAAAGCCAGUCUGCUGGUCUGGGUUCAGCUGCCCCUCUGGAUCAGCAUCUCCCUGGCCCUCCGCAACCUGAGUCUGGAUCAGUCUGUGCUGCAGUGCGAUCUGGCAGCAGGGGGCACUCUGUGGUUCCCUGACCUCACUGCUCCUGACUCCACCUGGAUCCUGCCGGUCUUUCUGGGACUCAUCAACCUGUUCAUUGUGGAGGUGUUCGCUCUUCAGAGACUCAGUCCGACCCGGUUCCAGAAGCUGGCGUUGAACUGCAUCAGAGGAUUCUCGGUCCUGAUGGUCCCCAUAGCCGCCUCCGUCCCCUCAUCCCUGGCUCUGUACUGGUUCAUCUCCAGUCUGGUUGGUUUCAGUCACAACCUCCUCCUUCGUUCUCCACUGAUCCACAAACUCCUCCAGCUCCCAACUCAUCGACCAGAUUCUCCGUACAGAGACCUGCUGUCGGCCUUCAUCAGCAAAUACUGCAGAUAAAUACACACAGUACUGCAGAAUGUGAAUACUUCAUGAAUGUCUCAGGUCUGAUAUAAAGUCAUUUAUUAAAAACAUUUUUUCUUGCAUCA